This is a messenger RNA of Fraxinus pennsylvanica, 1290 nucleotides long. The record is from the annotation of a GenBank genome assembly. NCBI's taxonomy places the organism in Eukaryota, Viridiplantae, Streptophyta, Magnoliopsida, Lamiales, Oleaceae.
AUGAGGCUCUCAAUUACAAAAUCUUCAGGGCCAUGCACUUCCAAUAUUGCCACACAACAGGUAACAUGUAGCGUUACUCGGUACAAGAGAAAAAACCUCAACAUAAAAAUUCACUCUCCCAAAACUUGGGAGAACCUAUUUUCCGACUACAACAUUACAAGAAAUCCAGCUUCAGCACCAGUGAACUUGAGCAAGAAAUGGAUGGACUAUCAAGGUAUCAAGAACUGGGAAGGUUUACUCGACCCGCUCGACGAUAAUUUACGCCAUGAGAUCAUUCGAUAUGGCCAAUUCGUGGAAGCUACUUAUAGAUCGUGUGAUUUUGACCCUUCAUCUUCUUCUUAUGCCACUUGUAGAUACUCGAAGAGAAAGUUACUCGACCAAUCGGGGUUCCGCGACACCAGGUAUCGAGUUACUAAGAAUUUGAGUGCCACGUCUGGGAUUCACUUGCCUCGAUGGAUACACAAGGGACCGAGGUGGAUGGCCGUGCAGUCGAGUUGGAUAGGGUACAUUGCAGUGUGCAAUGACAAACAAGAGAUUUCGAGGCUUGGCCGGAGGGACGUAGUAAUCGCGUUACGUGGCACAGCUACAUGUUUGGAGUGGCUUGAAAAUCUUAGGGCCACUCUCACUCCUCUUCCCAAUGCCAAAUCCUCUUAUAAUUCUCCAAUGGUGGAAAGUGGAUUCUUGAGCUUAUACACUUCUAGCAUGGGAACCCGCCCAAGUCUACAAAAACUGAUAAGAGAAGAGAUUUCAAGAAUACUUCAAACGUAUUCUAAUGAGCCCUUAAGCUUCACAAUCACAGGCCAUUCUUUAGGUGCAGCUCUUGCAACCCUAGCAGCAUAUGACAUUAAAGAAACCUUCAAGAAUUCACCUCUGGUGACUGUCAUUUCAUUUGCUGGUCCACGAGUCGGAAAUUGGAGCUUUCGAUGCCAUUUAGAUAAUCAAGGCACUAAAGUUUUACGUAUAGUAAACUCCGAUGAUCUUAUAACAAAAGUUCCCGGUUUUGUUCUCGUUAACAACGAAGAAAUGACCAGUGAUUGUGACCGUUAUACCGGAAAUUAUCCGAGUUGGAUACAAAGAUUGGUGGAGGAUCGUCAAUGGGCUUAUGCAGAUGUCGGAUGCGAGCUCCGGCUAAGAAGCCGGGACUCACCCUACCUCAAUGGAAUUAACAUGGCAACAUGUCAUGAUCUAAAGACAUAUCUUCACUUAGUCAAUGGAUUUGUGAGCUCCAACUGUCCAUUUAGAGUCACUGCAAGAAAAAUAAUGAAUAAUAAGAGACUUGUAAAUUGCUAG